AUGUCAGAAUUCCAAAGGUAGUUCUCAAGCUGCCGGUAUUCUAAUUGUUACCUUUGUUCAUUGCAUAUAAAAGGAGCCCAAAGCAUCUCCCAGAAUCCUCAGUGAUACAUUGGGCAAUAGAUAUUGGUCAUAAUGUACAGUCAUACCUUGCUUUUCGAACAGCCUAGUUCUCGAACGCUUUGGCUCCCGAAUGCCGCAAACCCGGAAGUGAUUGUUAUGGUUUGCGAACUAUUUUUGGAAGCCGAACGUCCGAUGGGGCAUCCAAUUGGCUGCAGGAGCUUACUGCAGCCAAUCAGAAGUUGCGCUUUGGUUUCUGAACGUUUUGGAAGCCGAACGGAUUCCAUUCGACUUCCAAGGUACGACUGUAGAUAUGGAAGCAUGGGAACGAUUAUGGAAUAUGGAUAUAAAAUUUAUAGCAUGCUAUGGUCUAAGAGAAAAUUAUAUGAAAAUGAUAUAUCGAUGGUAUCUUAACACUGAGUAAGGUUUCAAAAAUGUAUAAAUCUAAAUCAAGUAAGUGUUGGAAAUGUAAUGAGAAAGAAGGUUCUUUUUAUCGUAUGUGGUGGUCUUGUAGUAAGGUCAAAGCUUACUGGGAAAGGAAAUGAUAUAUAAUGAAAUGAAAAGGAUGCUUAAAGUAACUUUUGUAAAAAAACAAAACAAACCAGAAGCUUUUCUUUUGGGAAUUAUAGGGACAGAACUACCUAAAAUGUAUCGAAACUUAUUCAUGUAUGCUACUGCAGCAGCAAGAAUGUUACUUGCCCCAAAAUGGAAAGAUGCAGAAGUCCCAAUAAAGGAAGAAUGGAUACAAAAAAUUAUGGAAUAUGCAAAAAUGGUGAAACUUACCGGAAGAAUAAGAAAUCAAGAUAACAAUUUUUUUUAAUAAAAGAAUGUAAAUGGUUUAUUGAAUAUUUACAGAUAAGUUAUAAACAGAUAAAAACAUCGGCAGGAUUAUUGUAACAACCUGUAGUGUUAUAAGAGUCUAUAUUUAAAGAAGAUGAAUAAAUUAGCAAAUUAAGUUAAUUUGGAUAUGCAGAAGAAUAAAUUUAAGGAACUGCAGAAAGAGGGGGAUGGAAGUCAAGUUUUGAAAUGUCAAAAUGAAUGUCAAAUUAGUGAAAUGUAUAAAACUAGUGAAAUGUAUAAACUUGAAGUGUGUGUGUGUGUGUGUGUGUGUGUGUGUGUGUGUGUGUGUGAGAUAAACUAGAAAAAAAGUAGUGGGAGGCUUCACACUUCCCAGCUGAGUAAACGGAGAAAGACUAUUAUCUGAUCCUGUUUUGAGUCCUGAAGACCAGGGAUAUUGUGCAGAAUAAAAAGAGGGCAGCCCCUUUCCCCAUCUUCCAAGGGGUGUUAGCAGCCCCAGUUCACCAGGUGCCUCCAUGUUCCUCCAGACCAUGUUAGGUGGGACAUCCCAAGGGACCAUAGGAUCAGACCCCACUCUUUUGCAGACAGAAUGGGAAACCCAACCUCAUAGAUCUCCUCUCCAGCAUUUCAGAAACCCCCAAAGCAUUAAGCUGCUCUCAUGUCAGGGUGUGUGCAAGGAACCGGUUGGAGGAACAUACUGAUCUAAAGGACCCGUAGCUUACCCACUCUCCCAAAAUAAGCCCCCAAACAGGAGGGAAGCAAUGCAAAUUCUGGAGCUCAGGAAGUGAAUUUUGGGGGGAAAUAAAAAUGCAAAACAAAACAGGAGAUGAGCACUAGAGCACCACCAUCACUUCUGCCUUCUAGCAAGAGCCCAGCAGAGCAUUGGAUGUGUUGGGUCCCUGCCUUUUGUUCUCCUCCCCCGCCACUUUUUAGAAUUGCAUCCGAAGACCAUUUUCCUUAAGAGAUGUUCAAUUAAAAUACUGAAUUCUAUGUGUUUCUGUAAUUAUAUGCAUCACACACAUUUGUUUUAUGUCUGCUUUCUCAGGAAGCACAGAUUUGUAGGGGAUGCAGGAAAUUUUGGGGGCGGGAAGGGGACCUAUCUUUUAGCCCCAUUUUUAAUAUGUAUUUAUAAUUGCAGAAAUGCAGGAAACAUGCCUUCAGAAAAAGCUCUUGAUGAAGCUAUUGCUCGUUUUCUCAAAGAUUUCCCUGACAAGAAAAAAGAGAUUGAGGUGUGCAUCCAAUGCCUUCGGGAAAGGGCAGACGACAUUGACAAGACCCAUAAGGAUUGCACCAUUGCCAGCGUUACUGCCAGCUCUGCAAGUGCAGUUUCUGGUAUCCUGACCAUCGUGGGACUGGCCUUGACCCCUGUAACAGCAGGCGCAAGUUUAAUCCUGACAGCCACAGGCAUGGGCUUAGGGAUAGCGUCAGGAGUAACUAGCAUUUCUGCUGGUGUGUCCGAGAGCAUUAUUCAUUCAAUGGAGAAGAAAAAAUCGCAAGAACUGAUAAACGAAUGUGAGAAGAGCCUAAGAAUGGUGCUGAGCCUCGAGAAAAUUGGUUUCAAGUCUCAACUGCCCCCAGAUAACGCUAAUCUGGAAGUAGCCAAAACGGCAAUCACUUCGGGUUGUGCUAUUGCUGGGCUCAUUCCAACAGUGGUUGACAAAGCGACAGACAUUGCAGCAAAUGUAGAGGCAUUGGCAGUGGCUAACACUAAUCCUGUCUUGAAGGGUUUGGCCAAGGAAGCAAGUACAGUAGGGACCGUAGCCAGGAAUGCAAUCAAGGGGAUUGAUCAGGUCGAUGAGGCAUUUAAAGGAACUGCCCUCGCAGCGAGCAAGACUGCUAGAGUGGCAGGGGCCGUGGCGUCCGGGGUUUUUCUUGUACUGGAUGCUUACUUCAUUACUAAGGGUGCCAUAGACUUGUCAAAUGGGGCCAAGACAGAAAAGGCAGAUGAGCUCAGAGCCAAGGCUAAUAAGUUGGAGGAGAUGGUGCAGAACCUGACAAAGUUCUACAUGGAACUGAAAGAAGAAUGGGACUGA
Molecule: messenger RNA, 2888 nt
Organism: Podarcis lilfordi (Lilford's wall lizard)
Lineage: Eukaryota; Metazoa; Chordata; Lepidosauria; Squamata; Lacertidae
Source: the annotation of a GenBank genome assembly